AUGGCAGCUUUUAUUGUGAUUUCUCAGGAGAUGAUCACAGUCCAGGGUGUCGGGGUAAACUCUUCUGCCUACCAGACCCCUUUGGAUGCACCUGUGCUGCAGGAUUCAUGGGAAUCAAUUAAUGUAACCCAGGAACGUAUGGAGCAAAUUGUUUGCAAGAGUGCCAUUGCUCUCCACGUAACAUCUGUACCAAGGAUACAGGAGAAUGCAUGGAUGGGACUGCGUGUCAAGAAGGCUGGACUGGUGUCAAUUGCCAAGGACGUUGACGCUGAUACAUCGAUUCCUGGUACAACAACGGCAAGCUCUGGUACCACUUCUGCAACCACCUCCAUCGUUGAAACCACUUAUGCUACAACUCAUGCAUCUACCAGUGCUACCACUCUUGUCACUCCUACCAUCCCUCCACAGCCUGAUUCUUCUUACGCCAUAGCGAGCUUCUACUACACCAAGGUUAACAAUGGCGAACCUACAACAUUGGUUUGUGUCGUGACAGGAUCCCCUCCACCGACCUCUGAAAACAUCAGUGUCACCCAUUCAACCGGUGAAGAUGAAGGGAUUGUCCUUUUGGAGAGCACUGUCCAUGAAUCAUCCAGGACAUCCCAGUACCAGGUUAGGGUGAGUCUCGGUGAGGCACCUCUGAAUUUCACUUGUCUUUUGCGCAGGCCGGACGGGGAAAGUGUCUCGAAAGAUUUGGCUGUCUCUGUUUUUGAACCUCCAAGUUUUGUUGAAUCUAACAUACUCGUCCAAGAGAUGACAUCUCACUCGGUCACGAUACGAUGGACACCUUGGAAUGAGACUUGUGAUCGUGGUGAUGGGCAAGUGAUUGGAUAUCGAGUCUACUACAACACACCCGGACAGGAUGACAUAGCUAGGGCUUCAAGAGAUCUCAUCAGAGAUACAACUUUCACCAUCGCUAAUUUGACACGGGACACAGAGUAUGAUUUCAGAGUGACUGCUUCUAGAGAGGGGCCAGCGGGUGGAGGGAGGUACAGCUCAUCAGAAAGAGCUAAGACAAAGUGUACUGCACCUUCUGAGGCGCCUGUUCUGUCUGUGAGAAAUAGAAGUCAAACAACCAUCACUUUGGAUUGGGAGGUAAUACCAGAGGAAUCAUGGGGAUGCAGUGCCCUUUCUGGAUUAGAAAUCAAUGUUAGCACCGAUGGACAAAAUGGCUUUCCUCGAACCUUGUUAUUCAAUACUACGGCGGGUACUGCUAACAUUGGACAGCUUGAGGAUUGUUCUACGUAUAACAUCAACGCAGCAUUUAGAAACAAAGACGAGUUGGGGAUCUCUUCAGAAAUAUUGUCAGUGAGCACGUCUUGGAUACGACCCGCUAGUGUAGGAGCCCUACAGAUGUCAUCUCCAAACCAGGCUAGAUCCUAUUGGAAUUUCGACCUGAUAAUCACACAAAUUGAAGUAAGCUGGGAACCGUCAUCUAGUCCAUGCUCCGCUGACUACUAUAUCAUACGCUACAGUCUCUAUCAGAAGUUUGCCUGCCAAUCACUAGAAACCACCCCAACAGAGUUUGAAGUCAACACCACCUCUACACAAUACAAUAAUCUAGUGGGGUUGGAGCCUUACUCGCGAUACAAGAUCUCCGUUACAGCUGUGAAUGGUGCCGGGCAGAGUGAACCCACGAUCGGCUAUUCAGAUACUAGCCCAGGACCACCGUCCAACAUUACAAAUGUAAGGGUUAAUCCAGAGAGGACGUCUCCAACACGAUUAGGAUUCACCUGGCAACCUCUUAACUGUAGAAAUGUGAAUGGAGUGUUCUGGUACUACUAUCCAAGAAUCUACAAGGAUGGUGAUAGAUUUUAUAACAUGGCUGGUGGGACGUACUUGGAUGAUGACUUUUCAUACUCAUCAGUAGAGUUCAAUGGUCUUGAGGCAUGCACGAUGUAUGAACUGUAUAUCCAUGCCGCCAACCGUGCCUAUGGUUAUCGGUCAACUCCUGGAAAUCUGUCUCAUGCUAUCGGUGUAACAGGAGUAACUUUCACAAGUGUAUCCGCUUAUGCAACUGAGGAUCAACCCGGUCUGAGAGUUUACUGGCGUGUUCCGUCUCAAUGCAAUGUUGAAUACUACAGAUUAUCAUAUCAACUCAUCUCACGUAAGGCAUGUCAAGAUGUUCCUGUAAUAGAUGCUCAAGUCUACGAACUCAACGUCACAUCAAGUACCACAUAUGUCUCCGAAUACCUUUCAGACUUGGAAUAUUAUGCCACUUAUAACAUCUCCAUCAUAGCUGUGAUAAGGAGAGCAGAGAGUCUACCUAUGAUUGUUAGUGGAGAGACACGAGAUGGAGGUAUGUAA
Messenger RNA from Strongylocentrotus purpuratus (purple sea urchin), 2304 nucleotides. RefSeq names its product fibronectin. The record is from RefSeq and is a predicted model, not a curated record. Lineage: Eukaryota; Metazoa; Echinodermata; Echinoidea; Camarodonta; Strongylocentrotidae. Bases 1 to 2304 code for a protein of 767 amino acids. The transcript has 11 exons. Gene Ontology annotation, molecular function: protein binding.